AUGGCUGCAGUUGCUGCGCAGGGGGACUGGAAUGCGUCGCAGUGGCUGCAGGACGCCGCGGGAAACGCGAGCGCAGCGCCGGCCGAGCUGCGGCGGAACUACCUGGCCAUGCUGUACUCGCUGCUGAUCGCCGCCAUCGUCUUCGGCAACGUGCUGGUGUGCCUGGCCGUGCUGCGGGAGCGCGCCCUGCAGACCACCACCAACUACCUGGUGGUGAGCCUGGCCGUGGCCGACCUGCUGGUGGCCUCGCUCGUCAUGCCCUGGGCCGUCUACCUGGAGAUUGUAGGUGGAGACUGGCUGUUUGGGAGGGUUUACUGCAACAUCUUUGUGACUCUGGAUGUGAUGAUGUGCACUGCCAGCAUCCUCAACCUGUGUGCCAUCAGCAUCGACAGGUACACGGCUGUAGUGAUGCCUGUUCUCUACAGCACCUCACACAGCUCUCGCAGGAGGGUGUUGGUCAUGAUCGUCACCGUGUGGAGUCUGGCCUUCGCUGUGUCCUGUCCUCUGCUGUUCGGCUUCAACACCACAGAUGACCCGGCCGUCUGCUCGAUCUCGAACCCAGACUUUGUCAUCUACUCCUCGGUGGUGUCCUUCUACCUGCCGUUUGCGGUGACACUGCUGGUGUAUGUGCGCAUCUACGUUUUCCUGAGGAAAAGGAGAAAGAAGAUCGCCUUCCGCAGGGCCAGCGGGAGAGUCCAGCCGGGGGCGGGCCCGCCGUCCGCGGAGACGUGUCUGCAAGAUGAAGCUGUUCUUGAACAGAGAGACCUCUCCCCCAUCAGGAUCAAAGUGGAGACCUCAGAGCAGCCGGCUCCGCCCACCCCCGGCUUCCUGGCCGCCUGCAUUCACCGCAAAAAGCCCAGGACCGCCCCUUCGGACAACAAGCUCCUCCCCCAGCCGGAUGCUCAGCACGACUGCAGCGUGAGCCAGGCCUCCUUCGCACCCUCGGAGAACCCGGCCGAUCUGGAGGAGGUGGGGCCGGCCCACAGGAGCUGCGAGGUGAGGAAUGCGUCCAACGGCAGGCCCCGCACCACGCUGCGCCCCGCCCACUGCUCCGCCCACCGCUCCACCCUGUCCCGCUGCAGAAGCAAACAGGCACGGGAGAAGAAGGCCACACAGAUGCUGGCGAUUGUACUGGGUGUGUUCCUCGUCUGCUGGCUUCCUUUCUUCGUCACACACAUCCUGAACACGCACUGCAGCACGUGCCACAUCCCUGCAGGGCUCUACAGCGCCACCACCUGGCUGGGGUAUGUCAACAGCGCCCUGAACCCCGUCAUCUACACCACCUUCAACGUGGAGUUCCGCCGAGCCUUCCUCAAGAUUCUACACUGCUGAAGGUCCCGCUGCCUGUGCAGACCUCUCCCACUGCGGCUUCGC
Megalops cyprinoides (Indo-Pacific tarpon) is the source of this 1374-nucleotide messenger RNA. RefSeq names its product dopamine receptor D3 (gene drd3). Gene Ontology annotation, cellular component: membrane. The coding region runs from base 1 to 1332 and encodes 443 amino acids. Gene Ontology annotation, biological process: adenylate cyclase-activating adrenergic receptor signaling pathway. NCBI's taxonomy places the organism in Eukaryota, Metazoa, Chordata, Actinopteri, Elopiformes, Megalopidae. The record is from RefSeq and is a predicted model, not a curated record. The transcript has 7 exons. Gene Ontology annotation, molecular function: G protein-coupled receptor activity; dopamine neurotransmitter receptor activity, coupled via Gi/Go.